Brugia malayi is the source of this 1644-nucleotide messenger RNA. It is a transcript of the gene Bma-cct-3, whose product is annotated as T-complex protein 1, gamma subunit, putative. The record is from RefSeq and is a predicted model, not a curated record. Lineage: Eukaryota; Metazoa; Nematoda; Chromadorea; Rhabditida; Onchocercidae. The coding region runs from base 1 to 1644 and encodes 547 amino acids. Gene Ontology annotation, cellular component: chaperonin-containing T-complex. Gene Ontology annotation, molecular function: ATP binding; ATP hydrolysis activity; ATP-dependent protein folding chaperone. The transcript is spliced from 11 exons. Gene Ontology annotation, biological process: protein folding.
AUGAUACGUGCAGGUGGCGCAACGCCAAUCAUAGUACUUAGUCAGAAUACUACCAGAGAAAGUGGCCAUCAGGUGCAAGCUGGUAACAUUGCUGCUGCUAAGACUAUUGCUGAUGUCAUUCGCACAAGUUUAGGUCCAUGUGCAAUGCUAAAAAUGCUAAUGGAUCCAAUGGGAGGCAUAGUUAUUACUAAUGAUGGUAAUGCAAUUUUACGCGAAAUUACCGUGAAACAUCCAGCGGCGAAGUCAAUCAUUGAAAUAGCUCGUACGCAGGAUGACGAAACUGGUGAUGGUACAACCUCGGUUAUAAUAUUAGCUGGUGAAGUGAUGUCUCAGGCACAGCAGUUUUUAGAUCAGAACAUCCAUCCAACUAUUAUUAUUCAGGCUUAUCGAAUGGCUCUAGAAGAUAUGAUUGUGCUUGCCGAAGAAAAGUUCAGCAAGCAAAUUGACGUAAACAACGAUGCGGAAGUCGCCUCUGUUAUCAAAUCAUGCUUGGGUACAAAAAUGUUGUCGAAGUGGAUGGACUUAGCUGUCAAAAUAGCUCUGAAUGCUGUUAGAACCAUUAGAAUUGUCCAGCAUGGUCAUCAGGAAAUUGAUAUCAAGCGUUAUUGCCGUAUUGAAAAGAUACCGGGUGGGCGAAUUGAAGAUUCGCAAGUGAUAAAAGGCGUAGUGUUAAAUAAAGAUGUGACACAUGCGGGAAUGUUUCGUCGGAAAGAAAAGCCACGUGUUGUACUUCUUGACUGCAACCUUGAAUAUAAAAAGGGUGAAAGUCAAAUGUCACUAGAAAUCAUGAAAGAAGAAGAUUUUAGUAAAGUUUUAGAGGAGGAAGAAGAUGCAAUCAAAAAAAUGUGUGAUGACAUAAUUGCCGUGAAACCGGAUGUUGUUUUCACAGAGAAAGGCGUUUCCGAUUUGGCUCAACAUUUUCUUCUGAAAGCGGGUAUAACAGCAAUUAGACGCUUGAAGAAAACUGACAACAACAGAUUGGCUCGUGUUACUGGAGCAACAAUCAUUAAUGAUACGCAAGAUCUUCGCGAAGAAGAUGUCGGCACGAAUGCUGAUUUAUUUGAAAUCAAGAAAAUCGGUGAUGAGUACUACACCUAUGUUACUUCAGAAAAAGCUACUGCUGCAACCGUGGUUUUGCGAGGCCCAAGCAAGGAUAUCAUCAAUGAAAUAGGACGAAAUCUUGAAGAUGCAUUAAAUGUUGUGCGUAAUAUCAUGGUAAACCCACGGCUUGUUCCAGGUGGUGGUGCUAUAGAAAUGGCGUUAGCUCAGGCCUUAAACGAGAAAGGCAAAUCAAUUGAGGGCGUGCGUCAGUGGCCAUACAAAGCAGCUGCUCAUGCUCUUGAAGUUAUCCCAAGAACACUGGUGCAGAAUUGUGGUGGUUCGACAAUUAGACAGUUAACAGCUUUGAGAGCAAAGCAUGCUCAGGCUCCUAGCAAUUGGACUUGGGGAAUUGAUGGGUGUACCGGUCAGUUGGCUGAUAUGAACGAAUUAAAUAUUUGGGAUCCUCUCUCGGUUCGCCUGCAAGUUUUGAAGACAGCGAUUGAGACGGGAGUAUUGUUGCUACGAAUCGAUGACAUCGUUUCAGGAAUAAAGAAACAUGAUGGCGCUAGUUCAAGUGGUGGAAAUCCUGUUGUUGAUUCUUGA